This is a messenger RNA of Orussus abietinus, 919 nucleotides long. RefSeq names its product myosin heavy chain, muscle. NCBI's taxonomy places the organism in Eukaryota, Metazoa, Arthropoda, Insecta, Hymenoptera, Orussidae. The transcript has 4 exons. Bases 443 to 919 code for a protein of 158 amino acids. The record is from RefSeq and is a predicted model, not a curated record.
AUGGAAGAUCAGAUUCCGAAAAUCUUGAUAGAGAAAUGGAGGGCGAAUUCUCAAAGUCAAGCUGUGUUCUCUCACGAGGUACAUGUGAAAACAAGAAUUAAUGUUACUCGAUUAUUCUCGUGUAUGAGCUGCGAUGAAAUAUUCUUGGAAACUGUAAAUGUAGAUAGUAAAUCUGUACAUUCAGCAAAUAUGUUGUACUUGUUUGAACCUUUAGCAAGAAAAGGUAAAACUGAAGGCUAAGCUAGCUGAAACCGAGCGAAAAUGGGAACAGACAGAGUGCAAAGUACACAGUUUGGAAAAGCUGAUCGAUGCGAGCGAUGAUAAAAUUGCAUCUUUGACCGAAGCCUUGAAAGCAGAACAAGCAGUGAAUAAAGAGAUAACGGAAAAGUUCAAUACAGCUUGGCAGCUAGUCGAAUCGAUAACGGAUCACCACAAUGCUACCAUGGACAUGUUGCAAAACUGCCGACAGCACGCUGAAUUCUUAACGGAACAACAGAAUACAGUGAUCGCUUUGCAGAAACAGAAAAUUGAGACAUUAACCGAGCAAGAAGAGAAUAUAAGGAACGAAGCAAAUGCAGAAAUUGAAAGAGUAAGGGAAGAUGCAAAACGUUGGGUAGACCAACGAGAAGAAGAACUGAUUGAAUUGCGAAUAAGGAACCACACAUUGGAGACGCAUAUUUGCAAGCAAAAUGAAUGUAUCACCGAGAUCAAUCAGAAAGCACAAACUCAUGCGAAUAAAUCACAGGAAGCGGAAGCUAAAUGUGCAAUGCUACAAAAAGAAUUGAAGGAUUUAGAGAGAAAAUUAGAUGAGGAAGAAGAGAAGCAGCAUUUACUCGAUACACAUAAAGAAGAAAAAGCCAAGCUGCUCGAGGUGGAAUUUUUCAUUCGUGUUUUCAACGAUCACAUUGUCGAGCAGUGA